AUGGAUGCGGUUAUGGUACCGUAUUCAUCGAUGGACCGAUCAAUCUCUCGAUCUCCCUACAAGCAAAUCAAAACCCCAAGGAAAAGCGCUCGCGCUUUCAAUUCUAAAACCUCCGAAAAUCUCGUUCCCACGAACAUCUAUGGGGAUCUCUUGCACCACUACCAUCCUCCUCCUCCUCCUCCUCCUCCACCUUCACUCUCAUCUUCCUAUCCCCUCUCGGCCUCAAUCUUCAGUCACCCAUUUAGGCAGCAUCAUCACCAACAGCAGCCACCUCUCCUUCCUCUCCCAGCUCCCAUAACUCAUCAAUCUCUCCCUUCUCGCGCCAGAGGCCUGAUCUCUUGCCCUCCUUCUACCCGAAAGACCAAUAAACGCAGGGACCAGUCCCUUGCGCCAAAGAAACCAAAACCCUCAAAAAGAGAGGAUCCAAAGCAAGAUUUGACAAAAACCAGGCAAGCUAUUUCCGAAUGUUUGAUCAUAGCUUCGAAUAAACAGUUAGGGCCUGACCCGAGUGAUCUACCCAGGGAUGUAUCCCGAGUUUUAGGUAAGACUCCUGAUAAGGUUGCAAUAGAAGAGUUGGAAGAGUUUUCGGGAACAGUUUUUAGUCUGGCUCCCCCUCCGAGUAGCUUGCCACUGCCCAAGUUUUCUUUGAGGCCGAAGCUUUGUUGCAACGCCGAGGCUGCCGGGAUAGAUGCCGGAGCGACCGAUAGUCUCCGGCGUUUGUUACGCCUCCGGUGA
Molecule: messenger RNA, 735 nt
Organism: Carya illinoinensis
Lineage: Eukaryota; Viridiplantae; Streptophyta; Magnoliopsida; Fagales; Juglandaceae
Product: synaptic defective enhancer 1
Exons: 1
Coding region: 1-735 (244 amino acids)
Source: RefSeq, a predicted model, not a curated record